CCCGGGGAGAAGCUCGAGGUUCGUGUGUGUGCGGAAGCUUGAUCCUCGUGGGCCACCAUCCCGGAAGUGGGCUUAAAGGAAGAAAGUACUGUAUUGGGUGUUCUCGGGACUCAAGGUGCGGAUUUUUAGAACUUUGGGAGGUGUGUGUUGACCUGGAAGGAUUCAGAGGUUUUGGUCACCACACCUGAAGGCCCUUAGCUUCUCUGACGAGCCCGCUUGUGGCGCACACAUGGUUGCACCUUGAGGCUUCUUGUUAGAGUUCCUCUAUAAAAGCCAGUCUGCGUUGCUGUUCGGUGGCGACUGAGUUCGGAGAUGUGUUGAUGCUUCAGCCGCUCACCAUGGCCCUGCGGGCGGUGUGGCUCAUACGCCACGAGCCGGGAACUCCACUUUGUGGCUCCGUGAGAUUCUCCAGACGGUAUCCAACUGUUGAAAAGCGAGCUAAAAUCUUCAAUGGAGUGAGUUAUGUGCCUGUUCCUGAAGAUGGUCCUUUUCUUAAAGCACUACUCUUUGAACUUAGAUUAUUGGAUGAUGAUAAAGACUUCGUGGAAAGUCGUGACAGUUGUUCACACAUCAAUAAAACAUCCAUCUAUGGGCUUCCAAUAGGAGGCAAAGAACUCUGGCCAGUUGUUGCAUUUCUAAGGAAUGGCAUGAUAUAUGCGAGUGUUCCACUAGUUGAACAGACUCUGUCCCCUCAUCCACCACUAAUUAGCAUUAGUGGAAUUUCACAAGGCUUACAGCUCCUUUUCAGUAUACAGGAUUUUCUGUACUUAGGUCAAAAAACUGACAGUGAGCUAAAUACAAAAUUGAGCCAGUUGCCUGACUUGCUUCUACAGGCUUGUCCGUUUGGUACUUUACUGAAUGCCAACAUACAGAAUUUGCUAGAUAACAGUAACUUUGCUUCUGUGACUCAACCACAAAAACAGCCAGCCUGGAAAGCUGGGACAUACAAAGGAAAACCGCAAGUCUCCAUUUCUAUCACUGAAAAGGUAAAAUCCAUGCAGUAUGAUAAACAAGAUAUAGGAGAUACGUGGCAAGUUGUUGGAGCAGUCACUUGCAAGUGUGAUUUGGAAGGAAUCAUGCCAAAUGUUACCAUUAGCUUGAGUCUCCCCACCAAUGGAUCACCACUUCAAGAUAUUCUUGUUCAUCCUUGUGUGACUUCUCUUGAUUCUGCCAUUCUGACCUCGAGUAGCAUUGAUGCAAUGGAUGAUUCUGCAUUUAGUGGGCCUUACAAAUUUCCAUUUACUCCACCUUUAGAGUCAUUCAACUUAUGUUACUACACAUCCCAGGUCCCUGUCCCACCAAUUUUGGGUUUUUAUCAAAUGAAAGAAGAAGAAGUACAACUAAAAAUAGCAGUUAAUUUAAAACUUCAUGAAAGUGUAAAAAAUAAUUUUGAAUUCUGUGAAGCUCACAUACCUUUUUAUAAUAGAGGUCCAAUAACACAUUUGGAAUACAAAGUUAGUUUUGGCCAGCUUGAGGUCUUUCGAGAGAAAGGAUUAUUGGUCUGGAUUAUUGGCCAAAAGUUUCCAAAAUCAAUGGAAAUCAGUCUUUCUGGAACUGUAACUUUUGGAGCCAAGAGCCAUGACAAGCAGCCAUUUGACCAGAUUUGUAUUGGCGGCACAGCAUAUGUAAAGCUUCAUUUCAAGAUCUUAGAUUACACACUCACUGGGUGUUAUGCAGAUCAGCAUUCAGUUCAAGUUUUUGCAUCAGGAAAACCAAAAAUAAACACACAUCGGAAACUAAUUUCAUCUGAUUUUUACAUCUGGAAUUCUAAAGCCCCGGCUCCAGUAACAUAUGGAUCAUUAUUUUUGUAAUUUUCUUAUGUUUAAAUAGAAUUUAUUAGCCUGGGGUGAUGGUGAAUGCAUGUAAUCCCAGCACUGUGAGAGGCUGAGCCAGGAACAUUGCAAGUUCAAGCCCAUCCUGAGUAACUUAGUGACUCAGCAAGACCCAGUCUCCGACUGAAUAAAGGGCUGGAGAAGCCGCUCCAUGUGAAGGCCCUGGGUCCAAUUCCCAGUACCGUAAACAUACCUAAAUACAUAGAAUUUAUAUUAGGGUAGCAUAGCUUACAUGGAAUCACAAUCUUUUAUUUCUAAUUUCAUAUAACCUGUGAGUAAAAAGAAUGAGUGAUUUAAUUAUAAAAGUACUCAUUUACUGUUUUUAGUCUUGUAUACAGUAGUUUGAAAGAAUAUUUUAAAGGCUGAUGUCUCCGGUUUUUGUUAUUUUUGACUUUGUCAGUAUGAUUCAAACAUAGAAAAGUAAUGAUUCAUUCUCGCCUAUUUAGACUAGACCUUGGUCAGCAUGUCACAGUGUCCUUCCUGCGCCUGUGGCAGGCAUUGCUAAUCAUUCACAGCCCUCUUUCUACCCUGAGGCAUUCUGAGUAAGAACUCAGGCUUAUUUUCAGUGCUGAACUUCAGGCAGCCAGAUUGUAGCUGAUAUGCAAGGUAACUGCUCUUCCAAACGUGAGUACUAAAUGCCAGAACAGUGUGUUAUUACAGAAUACCAGAAACCAAGUAAGAAACGAUAAAAUUUCUUGAGAAACAAACAGCUAAUGGAGACAAAGGAAAAUUAAUAGUAACUUGUUCUUUAACAGUUCUAGCCUACUUACUAAGAAUGAAUCCGCAUAAUUCUAUUUAGGGUAGUAUGUAUGUUUGUUCUAGAUCCACUUGUUAAGAAAGCUUGUCAAUCUCCCAAAAUAACAUUUGGCUUGGGAUGUCCUCGGGCAUGUUGCAGUGGAUGGUAUACUUUCCGAAGGUUAGAUAGGGUUUUGUACUCUCAUUUCAUGUCUGAAGCCAAGUUUUUAAAGAUCCACUUAAGCAGAAUAUUGCCUUUUCCAUGCUUUACUACAUUAAACCCAUUAAUGAAUGAAUUCAUAUUAAAAACUCAAAAAGUCUUUAUAUGAAUAUAGAAGUUUACUCUUAUUUUAAGUCUUAUUUGGCAUAUUUUAUUUUUGUUGCUCUUAUUAACAUUGUUUUGAUUCCUUCAGAAACCACCUAGGCAUAGCUUUUAUUCCCUGCUUGUUUCUGUAGUUAAUGUCACAUUGUUUUCAGAGCAAGUUGUCAUGACAACUUUCAUUGUCAAGCUGGACCUUAAGCGACCAAAAAUAAAGAAUUUUCAGGAUCCUCAGA
This is a messenger RNA of Heterocephalus glaber (naked mole-rat), 3122 nucleotides long. RefSeq names its product adaptor related protein complex 5 subunit mu 1 (gene Ap5m1). Gene Ontology annotation, cellular component: cytosol; lysosome; late endosome. Gene Ontology annotation, biological process: endosomal transport. Lineage: Eukaryota; Metazoa; Chordata; Mammalia; Rodentia; Bathyergidae. The record is from RefSeq and is a predicted model, not a curated record.